Molecule: messenger RNA, 1649 nt
Organism: Polypterus senegalus (gray bichir)
Lineage: Eukaryota; Metazoa; Chordata; Cladistia; Polypteriformes; Polypteridae
Product: E3 ubiquitin/ISG15 ligase TRIM25-like
Exons: 6
Coding region: 415-1596 (393 amino acids)
Molecular function (GO): zinc ion binding
Source: RefSeq, a predicted model, not a curated record
GAGUUUGACACUCCUGUAUUAAACGUGUGUGUGUGUGUUUAACAUCCAUUCUUUGUCCAUUUAUUGUGUGAUAGUAUGCGUCUGUGUUUUGGGUGGGAGGCGCCUACGGUUCCAGAUGGACUUUAACCGAUAAAGCAUUCACGGCGAGCACAGGACGUUUCUUUGAUGGGGUCGCGGUCGCAGUGUUUACAUGGAAGCGUGUCCCAGGCUGUUACGAGUAAAAACUGUUCUGCAAUCUCUUCUCUGUCCACAGCAAUCUUCCUUUUCGAACCUGUCACGGUGAGGUCGCUGCAGUAAUAUGCGCGUGCCUGGUGACUCGUUUUAAUUCUCCGCCUCUUUCUUAAAAGGAAAAAGCCUUCGCUUUCAUUUUAUUUUUUGGUUCGCUUUCCCCGGACGUUGUUGAUGUGACAGACGAUGGCAGAGGCCAGACUGCGAGAACUUCGGGAUCAGAUUACAUGUUCGGUGUGUCUGGAGACCUUCAAGGAGCCGGUGUCGCUCCAUUGUGGACACAGUUUCUGCAUGGAGUGCAUUACGGAUUGCUGGGACCACUCCGGAGUGUGCUACUGCCCUCACUGCAGGAAGACCUUUGCACCAAGGCCGGAUCUGUGUAAAAAUACUGUGCUGGCCGAAGUGGUGAACAAAUUAAAAGCGACGGUAAUGAGACCCACUCCACCGAAGAAUUACCCAGGAUCGAAAAGUGGGGUUCGCUGUGACGCCUGCACCGAAACGAAGACCAGAGCUGUGAAGUCCUGUCUGACAUGCCUGGCCUCCUUCUGUGACACUCACAUCCAGCUUCACUACUUGAUCCCUGCCUGGAAGGAACACAAGCUGAUCGACCCAAAUGAAGAUCUCCAAAAGAGACAAUGCACAAAGCACCACAACGGCUUGGAGCUUUACUGCAGAACGGACCAGGCGGCCAUCUGCAUGCAGUGUGUGGUCAUGGAGCACAGCAAUCAUGAAGUAGUGGAAAUGGAGUCAGAAAUCAACCAAAAACGGAAAAAGCUGGAAUGGAUGUUGGAAGACUUCCAGAAGAAAGUCCAGCAAAGACUAAACAAAAUGGAAGAGAUCAGACGGGCCGUGAGCCUCAUUAAGGUAUCUGCAGAGAGGGAGAUGCAGGAAAUUGAGAAGGUCUUCACAGAUCUGAUUGGCUGCAUUGAGGAAACAUGCAAGAAAUUGACAAAUCAGAUUAGAGAGCAAAAGGAGAGAGAUGUGCAAAAGGCAAAUGAAGUCACAGAGCAACUGGAGAAGGAGAUGGCAGAGUUGAUGAAAAGAAACGCCGUGCUGACUGAGCUCUUAACGACAGAGGACGACAGUCAUUUCCUACAGACUUUCUCCUCCCUCUCUUCUAUUCCUGAAGAUGAAGAUUUGCUGAACAUCGUGAUCCCCACAACCUUUUCUUCUGCGGGCUUGAAGAUGGAGCUGUCCAGUCUGAAAGAACGCCUGAAGAAAAUAAGCCAACAGAAAAUUGAGGAAUUCACUCCUGCAGGUCACAAUGCUCCAGAUUACAUCCUUCAGUCUCCAGCACCUCAGAGCAGAGAGGAGUUCUUACAAUGUGAGAUAUUGUUUUCCUUUUACAUCAGAUUUUCAGUGUGGUAGUCAGCAAUCCUUACUUGUAACUGUAGAGCAGGGGUCUCCAACACGUCGCUCGC